Molecule: messenger RNA, 753 nt
Organism: Lachnellula hyalina
Lineage: Eukaryota; Fungi; Ascomycota; Leotiomycetes; Helotiales; Lachnaceae
Product: Spherulin-4
Exons: 1
Coding region: 1-753 (250 amino acids)
Source: RefSeq, a predicted model, not a curated record
AUGGUUCUCCCUUCAGCAAUCCUCCUCCCUCUGUACCUCUACCCCUCCGUCACCACUGACCCGUGGAAACCUCUCUACGACUCCCUAACGGCGCACCCAAACACCCAAUUUGAUAUCGUCAUCAACCCCGACUCAGGUCCCUUGCUCGUAGGCCCAUCCGACAGCGCCCUCUCAGACUACGUUGUCGCCGUCUCCAAGCUCCGCACCUACCCCAAUGUCAAUAUCUUCGGAUACGUUCACACAGGCUGGGGCGCCGCCUCCCUGCAACCGGCGCUCCUAUCCAACAUCUCCCGCUAUGCAACCUGGAACACCUACACGCCGGCCAACAUCAGCCUGGACGGCAUCUUCAUCGACGAAGCCCCCAACGCCUACGACCCCACGAUCUACACCAACCUGCAAACCGCCACUAAUCUCGCGCGCUCAUCGGAACUGCCCAAAAUCAUCUUAAACCCCGGCACCGUAGCUGAUGCCGAGUAUUUCGCGCUCGCGGAUUACAUCAUCAUGUUUGAGGGCGCGUAUGCUAACUUUAAUGCGAGUGAGAUGGCGGCACUUUCGCAGGCUGUGAGGGCGAAUAGCUCGGUGAUUCUUUAUGAUUCUACGCUUGCGGAAGCGGAUCAGAACACGUUGGUUAAUCAGUUGGUGGAUUUGGGCUUGGGAAGUUUGGAUGUUACGACGACGAAUACCUAUGAUACUUGGAGUGCGCUUUGGACUGCUUUCACUCAGCAAGUUAGCAGUGCUGUGGGAGUGACGUAG